GCACGAACUAUCAACAAAAUGACAAUUGUGUUCUAUUUUAUUCUAUAAAAUAGGACACCAUAGGAUUGAAAUAUUAAAUAAAAUACGAUACAAGUUAUAUUUUCUUUAUAGUAAUAGUGUGAUAGUGGUAUUAGCCCAAAAUUAAGCUAGAACAUACAUUGCAUCAGCCUAUCACUUGAAUACUUGAUCCAUCCUUCCUGUUAUUCCUCUUCAAAAUUUUGGGGAUAUGGCCGGAAUUCUAUUUUUAAUUUAGAGGAGGCCAAGAAAUAAUUCACAGGCAGACAAGGUGGGGCAGUAGUACAAUAAUAAAAUGGAUAAAGAAACAUUGCAGGUUGUUACAUGAAAUGUCUUAAUUUAGAGUAAUCAUUCUUUCAAAAAUUUCCCUCCCUACCAAUUUUGUAUUUUGUAUUGUCUGUUUGUUGGUAUAAAUGGUAAUAACAUAUUCUUGUUAAUUGGAAUAAAUUGUUGGAUUUUUGUUGGGCAAAAUUCCCAAAUUCAAUAUAUGAAUAGGAUUAUUUCAGUGCAAAUGAAGUAUCAAAUCUGGAUACUUUCAACCUCCAAAUGAUUCAACCGAAAGACAUAUAAUUCCUCAUUGUUGAUAAAGUGUAAAAUUUCAGGAAUAUCUCGUUUGAACAACCUUUAUUUUCUUUGUUUCGUAACUAAGUGUUGGGCGCAACAAGAGUAAUCAUAAAUUCAUUUAACUAAGUGGGUUCUGACUUAUCUACCAUCUAUUCCGUCAACAAACUCUCGCUUGCAUAAUUUCUAAGUAACUUAAUAUCAUAAUCACAUAUGGUGAAGUCAUAAAAGAUGAUCACCAAGGGGAAAUGUUUGAAAAUUGUCCCAAAAUGAUCAUGGUGUGCUUUAAUAAACCUAGCUACCUUAUACCCAUUACUUGGGAAUUCUAGGCCACGAUCGAACGUGGCACUACAUAUUGGUGAUUAAUAUAAUAUUUGUUAAUUAAAUAUUAAAUUCAUAACCCAUAAGUCCAUUACCCAAAAAAACAAUUAUAAGGCCCAUAGUAUAGUACUUUGCGUGCUAAAUAUUAUUUACAAUAUUAUUUAUUUCAAAGGAUUAGAUAAUAUAACGAUGUAUCUAUACCAGCUUAAUUAUUUCAAACUCACGAAAAGGAUAACAAUGACAUCUAUAUCUAUCUAUCUAUAUAAUAAGAACUUUCCAAAUAAACACUUCAUGAAAUCAAAUUUUCUCUCCUCUCACGCUUUCAUGUGGAUUCGAACACACAGCCUAUUAGACAUAGAUCUUUAUAGUGCAAAGAUUCUAACCAGUAAGACAAACUCUAUUUGUUCACAUUAAUUUAAAAAUUAACUAGUAAACUCUGUCUAUAAUAUUAAUUAAUCUUUCCAAGGAAGUAAUUUAUUCAUGUUUCCAUUGCAAUUUCAGGUUUCUUACAAUACCAUAUUUAUCCACGCUUUCAUGGGAUACCGCACACUAAAGAAAUCCAAACAAACUGAUAAAGUGCCACAUGCAUUGAACAUUUAGAACAUGUUCAACAACUAUCUCAUACAAACAUUACCCGGACAACGGACCGGGUAAAAAACUAGUCAUUGUUAUUAUGAUUUUUCCUUUCAAGAGGAUGUUUUCCCCUUCCUAAUUCUUAAACCACACGCAUCACCCAUUCACCCAAGCAAUCACUCAUAUUCUCAUUGAAUGCUUUCACCCCGGUGGUUUAGAGGUGCGAGGAAACGUGAAACCAAGAAUUGGGACCUAACCAGACCAAGAUUGGACCGGAUCAAGACCGAACUGUAUCCAAUCCAAUUUUUGAUCUUUAUAUCCCAAAAAUACCGAACUGGAACCGGAUCAAUUCGGGCCAAUUUACCUGACCGGACCGUAUAGCCACCCCUAAUACCAUGUAGUUUAGACAACAAUUAAUGUCGAUGGUGGUGAGGGUGUGGUGUUGGUGGUUUUGCUUAAGAUAACAACUCUGGAAGUUGGUCACUUUAUGUUUUCUCCAUCUGUUUUUGUUUGUUUGUUUGCUUGUUUGAAAGCCUGUUGAUAGCAAAGGAUAGAUAGGUCUUUGUGUUUUUUGCUUUUCUUCUUGUUGCUGCAAUUUUUGCAGUUUUGCGGACCAGUUUUCCUUUUGUAAUAUCUGCUGUAAAAUUAAUAAAGUUAUAUAGCGGUUUUUAUAAAAAAAUAUUGACAGUCGUGUAAACUUGAACACAUGAGUUCAAGAAUAAAUCAGACUCUAAUGUUAUGUAAUAAACUAGUUGUUUCCAAUAACUAGACUUAUUGGGAGAGAUCUAUAUAUGCUCUCACUUUCUUAUAUUUGUAAAUUAAGUUCAUGCAUGCCCGCAAUGCAAUAGCAGAGAACAUACACAUGAGGUGAUUAAAGAAAAUAUUUUGGAUGAGGAUGUGUUUUACCGGCGAGAAAAUCUAGAUGAACAGAGUUGAAUUUUUGCACCUUUUUGACUUCAAAACAAACGAUUAACAAACACGGUCCACACCUCUUUGAACAAAGUUCAAACAAGGGUGUUCAAUGUUCUUGAUGAUCUACGAGGCAAACUAAAUUACAUUAACUCUACUCCUAUGGAGGUUCAGUGAGAGCUCCAUAACUACAACUAUGGCUAAAUUUGCAGAGGAAAAGAUAAAAGGAUAAAAGUUGACAUUGUGUUGUCUGGUGUGAUUUUGGCGAGACCCUUUUCUGUCAUCUUCACCUACUACUUAUAGCCAUCAGAAAGAACUGCCCCAAGAAACUGCUCUGCUGACGUGGAGUGACGGUUACCCUCUCAACUGCUAUGACGGUUACCCUGAUAUUGGAAUUGGGAUCCUCUUCAUUCUUGACCCCCUCCUAUUGAGACCUCAACCUCUGCUCUUGGCAUCUCCUCCGUAGUUUUGCUUAUCCAUAGAGUAAAAAUGGCUAAGACAUGAAGGAAGGAAUACCACGUACCACAUAUGGGCGAGUAUUUGAAUCACAUGAAUUAUAAAUGACAAAAAAUACUUCACCAUUAGUAGAGUAAAGAGACCACGUGCUCACAUGACCUCCUUGCCUUGGCCAUACCAUGGGGGUGUACGUUGGUGACCCCCUCACCAUACCAUUGGGGGCAUCCCCCAUGGGGUCAUAUGGAUCACCCUACCACUAUAUCAUCCUCAUGGGAGCUGGCGUUGGUGACCCCCACCCCCCUGAUCAUACCAUGGGGGUGCUAUGUUGGUGGUCCCCAAACCACCUCAUGGGGGUGCUCCUUGCCACCCUCAUCAUCUUCCAUACUUAGCCACAUUUUACCUCUGCCCACCGCCUUGCCACGUCCUGGGGGUGGUGGUAUGAUGCCCACCCCCCUUACCACGUCUUGGGAUCCAAAUUCGGCCAUCACCCCCCUCACCAUGUCAUUGGGGGUGGCGGUGUGGUAUGAUGGUGGCCACCCCCCUUGGUACCUCCCGGGGGUGGUGGUAUGAUGCCCACCCCCUUACCAUGUCCUGGGGUUGGCUCCCAUACUCUCCUUGCCUUAGCCAAAUUCGGCCAUCACCCCCCUCACCAUGUCAUUGGGGGUGGCGUUACGAUGCCCACCCCCCUCUGCGUGUCAUGGGGGUGGCUCCCAUACUUAGCCAAAUUUGGAGAUGCAUGGCGCGCGUGGUGGCACGGAGUAAUGAGCCCAAAAACCCAAUCCUCAUGGCUCACUCAACUGAUUUAAACUGAUAUGAUUAAGUUGGCCUUAUAAAACCAUUUAAUUCCUCGUUUUUAACCAAUGUGGUACAAGGUUAAUUUUUAUGGGUAAACAGGAUGACUGUUAACUUUAACAUCUGGGUAUAGGAUAUGUGAUGAAUAUUAUUAUCUCCACAUUACCAUUAGACCAAUUUUUUUUAGAUAAAUUCAAGAAUGUUGGUGCAAACUAAUUGCCCAAUCGCAACAUUAUAAGGAGAUAAGAUAUGUGAGUUUGCUCCAACUUAUAUAUGGAGAGCCAAGUCAACUUUUCCCUUUCCAAUUUUACUGCUUAACAGGAGCACUGUAUAAGCGAUAAGAGCUGAUUAACGAACACAAAAUGCAUGUCCCAAUAAAAUACACUUUUCAAUAGCUCAUCACAUACCUAUUAAUAAAAAAAAAAGCACAAACACAUUUUAGAACUAAACAGACUUGAAGUGGAUCUUCUAUUUCUAUACGAUAUUACCAGAUCCGUACAAACCCCAAACCGAACCAAAGUUCACCUUCAACGACCAUUGAGCGCUCAAUGCCCUCGAAUCUCAAACUUAAAAAUAGGAUUAGUUAAGGAUCUUGCCAACUUACACGACGACUUUGUUUCUUUUUCUAAUGAAAUUUCUUUCUUUUAGGAUAACAGCGCAAAAUUAAUUAAGGAUACAGCGCACAAUUUGACUAACGCUGUGAAUUAAAUAGCAUGGAUCGAUCUAGCACUUAAGUAAUUAUUAGUCCACUAAAUUAAUCAAGUAAUUAAGCAUGCAUGUUCUUAUACUUUUAUGGGGGUAUUAAUCACGUUCGAUAUGUUAGUAUACAUCUCCUGAAUGUUAAUCACCUAAAUUAAUGAAUAUUUGAAUACCGUCAGACAGACCAUCUUAUUAGCGUCGAAUAUAGAGAAAAAUGGACAAGGUGUCCGCCUAAUUCUAGAUUGGAAUUAGUCCGAAUAGUAAGUUUGAUUUGGAUGUAAUAUGGGUUGAAAUGGAUGAACAACAUCAACAAAUUAAUGUGUAUUAUUACCUAUCCGCAGUAGCGUUGGGCGAGGCAUGGUAUCUACUUCCAAUCCGCUCUGCCCCGCCACUUCCCGUUCUUAGCCCAAUCUAUAUCAAUGUUUUACGGUAUCUUUUUCAUAUUUUUCCUAUUUUGAUAUUUCUUCAAUUAGUUAAACUUGAUCUUUCAAUUAGUUAGAAUCAAUUAUCCAUUCUAUUAUCACUAUUUUCAUUUAUAAAAUGUUUCUCCCUCGUUUUAUCGUCAAAAAAUAAAAUUUUGCUUGUAUUUUUUUUUUAAAAUAACACACAAGAAUGGUCAACCCGCCCCGACCCAUAAUAAUGUGGAACGGAACAUAGGUAUUGAAGUAACCGCCCCUCCUACAACAUUGCCAUCAGUAGUUGUGCGGUGCAUCUGACUUUUUUUGCAAAGAAAAUUUUAGUUACUCGAAGGUAAAUUUGGAAGAAAUAACGAACAAAAUUUAAAUGCAAGCAGCAUAGCACAUGCAAUUCAAGAAACCCCUUAUCCAUGGCUGUUUAUGCACUCGACAUAGUACAUACCACCAAGUUUAUUCCAGGAUGAUAUAACUAAAUACAUAUAAAAUUAAUUAAUUCGAAUCAAUAAUUAUUAUUUAUCAAAAGGCGAGGUUUUUGUGUUUGUAAUAUUCUAGUGAUUUUUUUUUUCUGUUGCAGGAAGGGAUGGCAAUGUGUCUGGUUUGAAGCGGAUUGUACUAAACCUAUCCCCAUUCCCAUCCCCAUUUUCAAUUAUCAAAUUCAUAUCCUCCCCAUCCCCAGCAUCUCCAUCCCCUCGGGUUUCGGAUACCCGAGGGUAAUCCCCUCCCCGUACAUCUGAUUAUGAUUAUAACUAAAUUAACACACUCGAAUUCAAUAAAAUAUAUAAGUAUUGGGUUGAAACAUCAAACCUAAUCAAUGAUGAACCUAAUAAAGAACCAGUGGUAAUCUUAAUUAGAUCAUCCAACUCUUAUGAAGUUCCAUAAACAAAAAACCAAUAAAUAAUCCAACACCAAAUUAUUCAUCUCAAAAACACCUCCUAAACAAUAAAAAUCUACACAUAAAAGUCAAAUUAUCCUCCAAAGUUCUUCUUUCGUAGAGAAACAAAGUCUAUUAAUCAUUAUAAAAAAAAAGUAUAUUAAUGAUGAAAAAACAUAAAAAUUGCCACUUACAACUCCUACGUUACAGUAGUUAUAUUUUAUAAUAUAUGACAUAAAUAAUGAUGGGGUGAAUAUGGGUAUGGGUAUGGGCGGAGGCACUCAAAUCCAUCCCCGUCCCAUAAAUAAUGAUGGGGUGAAUAUGGGUAUGGGUACGGGGCGGAGGCACUCAAAUCCAUCCCCGCUCCAUACCCACAAGCUUCUUUGCGGGUAUUACCCGUAUCCGCCCCAUACCCAAUCAAUGCGGGGAUUCCCCUCGUUGACCGGAUUGGGUAGGAUCGAAUAACCACGAUUAGGGCUAUAAAUGCCAUCCCUAUAUGUUGGUACUCCCCAGAUUUAGUAGACUCCGUUGCCACAAAGUGACACGUAAGGUUGAGGUUUCUGGAUAAUAAUAAUUUUUUUUCCUUGGACCAUAACAAAAAAUAUAUAUUAAGAAUGUCUUUCCUUCCCUUAUUAUAAUUUGUCGUGAAAUUGUACUUUCUCCAACUAACCCUUUCUGUCCAGAGAAGAGAACAUGUGUAGUACUACUAUUGGAUUGAGGAUUAAAAAGGAGAUGAUCAAACACUCAUGGCCAAGAAAAACUCGAUAGAAUUUGUGCAUUUCGUCAAUGCUCGAAAGUGGUCACACUUUCUCUAAUUUAAAAUAAUUUCAACCACGCUCUUAAAGGGGUAUCAAUCCAGUUGAGUUUCUAAUGAACUCAUCUUUCCAAAAUAAAAAAUAAAAAUUCAGUUGAGUUUAAUUAAUCUUUAUUUCAAUGGAUUUUGUUCUAUCGUAUUUAGAGUAAAUCUUCAGAUAUCACAUAUUUUUAGUAAAAGAAUGUUAUCAUACCUCAAAUUAAUGAGAUUUGAGUACACAGAAUCCUUAAUGAAUGAAUUUUAGGUCU
This is a messenger RNA of Linum trigynum, 6675 nucleotides long. NCBI's taxonomy places the organism in Eukaryota, Viridiplantae, Streptophyta, Magnoliopsida, Malpighiales, Linaceae. The record is from the annotation of a GenBank genome assembly.